Molecule: messenger RNA, 1583 nt
Organism: Gracilinanus agilis (Agile Gracile Mouse Opossum)
Lineage: Eukaryota; Metazoa; Chordata; Mammalia; Didelphimorphia; Didelphidae
Gene: OCLN
Product: occludin
Exons: 8
Coding region: 1-1560 (519 amino acids)
Biological process (GO): bicellular tight junction assembly
Cellular component (GO): apical plasma membrane; cytoplasmic vesicle; bicellular tight junction
Source: RefSeq, a predicted model, not a curated record
AUGUCAUCCAGACCAUUUGAAAGUCCUCCUCCGUACAGGCCAGAUGAAUUCAAACCAUCUCAUUAUGCACCAAGCAAUGAUUUAUACAAUGGAGAGAUGCACGUUCGGCCAAUGCUUUCUCAGCCAGCCUACUCUUACUAUCCAGAGGAUGAAAUACUUCAUUUCUACAAGUGGACUUCUCCUCCAGGAGUGAUCAGGAUUUUGGCAGUUCUCAUUAUUGUCAUGUGCAUUGCCAUCUUUGCCUGUGUGGCUUCUACACUUGCCUGGGACACAGGCUAUGGAAACCCCUUUCUGGGAGGUGGUAUAGGAGGCUACCCUUAUGGAGGAAGUAGUGGCUUCGGAGGCUUUGGUAGCAGCUAUUCCUAUGGCUACGGCUAUAGCUAUGGAAGUUACACUGACCCCAGGGCUGCAAAAGGCUUCUUCCUGGCCAUGACGGCAUUUUGUUUCAUUGCUGCGUUGAUAAUAUUUGUGACCAGUGUUAUAAGGUCAGGAAUAUCCAGAUCAAGAAUGUACUUCUUGGUGGUGAUCAUUGUAAGCGCUAUCCUCGGCAUCCUAGUGUUUAUUGCUACCAUUGUCUACAUAAUGGGAGUCAAUCCAACAGCACAGGCUUCUGGGUCGAUGUACUCGGCUCAGAUAUAUGCUCUCUGCAACCAAUUUUAUGCACCCACGGCAACUGGACUCUAUGUGGAUCAAUAUCUUUAUCACUUCUGUGUGGUGGAUCCCCAAGAGGCCAUUGCCAUUGUACUGGGAUUUCUGGUUAUUAUGGCUUUUGCUUUAAUGAUAUUCUUUGCUGUGAGAACCCGAAGUAAGAUGGAAAGAUAUGACAAAUCCAACAUUCUAUGGGACAAAGAAACUGUCUUUGAAGAGCAGCCUCCUAAUGUAGAGGAAUGGGUGAAGAAUGUAUCUGUAGAUACACAAGAAGUACCCCCAGCUCCAUCUGACUAUGUGGAUAGAGUUGACGGUUCCAUGGCAUAUUCUUCUUAUGGCAGAAUGAAUGAGAAAAGAUCAUAUCUGGACUCUUCAUACAAAUCAACACCGACCCCAGAAGUGGCUAAAGUGCUUCCGGUGACUUCACCAGUGGAUGAUUUCAGGCAGCCUCGGUACAGUAGCAAUGGCAACUUGGUAUGUACAAAGAAAUCUCAUGGGAAAGGAAGGACAUCGAGAAGAGCUGACCAGGACCAUUAUGAAACUGACUAUACAACAGGAGGGGAAUCCUGUGAAGAACUAGAUGAAGACUGGGACAGGGAGUACCCACCAAUAACCUCAGACCAGCAGAGACAACUGUAUAAGAAAAACUUUGACACUGGUCUACAGGAGUACAAGAGCUUACAAGGAGAAAUCGAUGAAAUCCACAAAGAGCUCUCUCGCCUGGAUAAAGAACUAGAUGAUUAUCAAGAAGAAAGUGAGGAAUACAUGGCAGCUGCUGAUGAAUACAAUCGACUAAAGGAACUUAAAGCAUCUGCAGAUUAUAAGAAUAAGAAGAAAUAUUGUAAGCAGCUGAAAAGCAAAUUGUCUCAUAUCAAAAAGAUGGUUGCGGACUAUGAUCGACAAAAAACAUAAAGAGACAGUGACAAGAGGGUUGG